GCCCUCUGAGGUCGCCGUAGCAGUAGGUGGAAGCGGUGCGGUGGUCGGUGGGAGGGUGAAGAGAAGGCGGGGCCUGACCAUCCGACUUCCUAUUUCCGGCCCGUGGACACAAGGCUGAGGGGCGGGAUUUGGGUGUGAGAGUUUUGACUUCGAGUAGUCAAAUCUUGCGGCUCUGGUGCAGAGGCGAGCAGAUAUUUCAAAGGUUGGUCUAUUCUGCCUCCAGGUCAAAACCAGCUAGUGACUAAGGAUGAGUCUCCAGUGGACUGCGGUUGCUACCUUCCUCUAUGCAGAGGUCUUUGCUGUGCUGCUCCUCUGCGUUCCUUUCAUUUCUCCCAAAAGAUGGCAGAAGAUCUUUAAGUCCCGCCUGGUGCAACUGGUGGUGAGCUAUGGUAACACCUUCUUUGUGGUUCUCAUUGUUAUCCUGGUGCUGCUUCUCAUUGAUGCUGUGCGGGAGAUCAGGAAAUAUGAUGACGUGACAGAGAAGGUGAACCUGCAGAAUAACCCUGGGGCCAUGGAACACUUCCACAUGAAGUUGUUCCGAGCCCAGAGAAACCUCCACAUCGCUGGCUUCUCUCUGCUGCUGUCUUUCCUACUCAGACGCCUGGUGACCCUUAUCUCCCAGCAGGCCACACUGUUGGCCUCCAAUGAAGCCUUCAAAAAACAGGCUGAGGGUGCCAGUGAGGCUGCCAAGAAAUACAUAGAAGAAAAUGACAAGCUGAAGAAGGAAGCUGGCACAGAUGGUGGUAAAUUGGACCUGAACGAUGAUGUGCUAGUGGAGAACAAAAACCUGAAGGCUGAGCUCAAGAAACUCAUGGAGGAGCUGGCUGUCAGCAAGCGAAACCUGGAGAGAGCAGAAAAUGAGGCUCUGGCCAUGCGCAAGCAGUCAGAAGGGCUGACCAAGGAGUAUGACCGUCUGCUGGAGGAGCAUAACCGCCUCCAGGCUGCAGUGGAUGGGCCGACAGACAAGAAAGAAGAGUGAGGGGUUGGCUCCCUUCCUCUUUCGAUCUUCUUCCUCCUUCCAUCAGUUGGCUUCUAUUCUUCCCCAUCACAAGCAGCUGCUUCUCUCUGGGUCACAUUGGAAAGGGGGGAACUUCAAGGAAUGCUCCCUGUCCCUCACUCCCUUGGUAUUGGGGAUCCAUGCCUUCCCCAAGCUCCAUAUACCCCACUGCUGACAUAACUGCUUUGGGCUUUCACUUUUGCUCAGCUUGUAAAUAAACCAACUUUGACCACUGAACCACCCCCCUUCCCCUCCUCAUUACCCUGAAUCUGGAGUGCAACCCCAGCAAUUGGGGGUGGGAGCAAGGGUAGAGUGCCUAGAUAUGAUGAUUGCAAGCUUGAGCCCCUUCUCAUUUAGUCCCCCUUGCUUUCCCUACCUUCAUCUCUUCCUAUUCCAAAGAACAAAAGGGUUAGCUGCCUGAGGAGGGGGCACCUGAGAUUUGGUUGGGCAUUUGGUUUGGGGUGGUGGCUGUUUUACUAUGAAGAGCCCUCUGCUUUUUUCUUGAUGAGGAAUCUCUCCAGUGUGUGGGUACUUCUGGACUUGGUCUGGGAGUAGUUCCCAGCUUCUCUUGGAGAAAUAAAGUUUGUUAAUCAAAGCGA
Messenger RNA from Vombatus ursinus (common wombat), 1596 nucleotides. RefSeq names its product B cell receptor associated protein 31 (gene BCAP31). The record is from RefSeq and is a predicted model, not a curated record. The coding region runs from base 248 to 979 and encodes 243 amino acids. Lineage: Eukaryota; Metazoa; Chordata; Mammalia; Diprotodontia; Vombatidae. Gene Ontology annotation, biological process: intracellular protein transport; endoplasmic reticulum to Golgi vesicle-mediated transport. Gene Ontology annotation, cellular component: endoplasmic reticulum membrane; endoplasmic reticulum. The transcript has 8 exons.